Messenger RNA from Vombatus ursinus (common wombat), 2952 nucleotides. RefSeq names its product SLIT and NTRK like family member 3 (gene SLITRK3). Gene Ontology annotation, cellular component: GABA-ergic synapse; postsynaptic density membrane. Gene Ontology annotation, biological process: positive regulation of synapse assembly; regulation of presynapse assembly; axonogenesis. NCBI's taxonomy places the organism in Eukaryota, Metazoa, Chordata, Mammalia, Diprotodontia, Vombatidae. The coding region runs from base 1 to 2952 and encodes 983 amino acids. Gene Ontology annotation, molecular function: protein binding. The record is from RefSeq and is a predicted model, not a curated record. The transcript has a single exon.
AUGAAACCUCCCAUGGCUGAAACUCUCCAGAAAGGAAGGAUGCUGUGGAUAAUUCUUUUAAGCACAAUUGCCCUAGGAUGGACUACACCCAUUCCCCUGAUAGAGGACUCAGAGGAAAUAGAUGAACCGUGCUUUGAUCCAUGUUACUGUGAAGUGAAAGAAAGUAUUUUCCAUAUCCAUUGUGACAGUAAAGGAUUUACAAAUAUUAGUCAAAUUAAUGAGUUCUGGUCCCGACCUUUUAAACUCUACCUGCAGAGGAAUUCCAUGAGGAAAUUGUACACGAACAGUUUUGUUCAUUUAAACAACGCUGUGUCUAUUAACCUUGGGAACAAUGCUUUGCAGGACAUCCAGACCGGGGCCUUCAAUGGCCUCAAGGUUUUAAAGAGGCUGUAUCUACAUGAGAAUAAACUGGACAUCUUCAGAAAUGACACUUUCCUCGGUUUGGAAAGUCUAGAAUAUCUGCAGGCAGAUUACAAUGUCAUUAAACGGAUUGAGAGUGGGGCCUUUCGGAACCUGAGCAAAUUGAGGGUUCUAAUUCUGAAUGACAACCUCAUCCCCAUGCUUCCUACCAAUUUAUUUAAGGCUGUCUCUUUGACUCAUUUGGACCUUAGGGGAAAUCGGUUAAAGGUCCUUUCUUAUCGAGGAAUGCUGGACCAUAUUGGUAGGAGUUUGAUGGAGAUCCAGCUAGAGGAAAACCCCUGGAAUUGUACCUGUGAAAUUGUCCAAUUAAAGAGCUGGCUUGAACGAAUACCGUAUACAGCCCUGGUUGGAGAUAUUACAUGUGAGACCCCUUUCCACUUUCAUGGUAAGGACUUGAGGGAAAUCAAGAAGACUGAACUUUGUCCCCUGCUGUCUGAUUCGGAGGUGGAGGCCAGUUUGGGGAUUCCCCAGUUGUCAUCCAGCAAGGAGAAUGCGUGGCCUACCAAACCCUCCUCCAUGUUGUCCUCUGUCCAUUUCACUGCGUCUUCUGUGGAAUACAAGGCUUCCAACAAACAGCCCAAACCCACCAAGCAGCCCAGGACACCUAAACCACCCCCAACAUCCAGAGGCCUGUACCCUGGGCCAAACCAACCCCCUAUUGCUGCUUAUCAGACCAGACCCCCAAUUCCCAUCAUCUGCCCUACCGGGUGUAUCUGCAGCUUGCACAUUAAUGAUCUGGGCUUGACAGUAAACUGCAAAGAGCGGGGGUUCAAUAACAUCUCUGAACUUCUUCCACGGCCGCUGAAUGCCAAGAAACUGUACCUGAGCAGUAACCUGAUUCAGAAGAUCUACCGCUCAGAUUUUUGGAAUUUCUCAUCUUUGGAUCUCUUGCACCUGGGGAACAAUCGGAUAUCUUACGUUCAGGACGGGGCCUUCAUCAACCUGCCCAACCUGAAGAGUCUCUUCCUCAAUGGAAAUGACAUCGAGCGGCUAACUCCCGGCAUGUUCCGAGGCCUCCAGAGCCUGCACUAUCUCUACUUCGAGUUCAAUGUCAUCCGCGAGAUCCAGCCGGCAGCCUUCAGCCUCAUGCCCAACCUGAAACUGCUCUUUCUCAACAAUAACCUGCUGAGGACGCUGCCCACCGACGCCUUCGCUGGCACUUCCUUGGCCCGCCUGAACCUGCGCAAGAAUUACUUCCUCUACCUUCCAGUGGCCGGCGUCCUGGAGCACCUGAACGCCAUUGUGCAGAUCGACCUCAACGAGAACCCCUGGGACUGCACCUGCGACCUGGUCCCCCUCAAGCAGUGGAUCGAGACCAUCAGCUCUGUGAGCGUGGUAGGAGACGUGCUCUGCGGCAGCCCGGAGAACCUCACCCACCGGGACGUGCGCACCGUGGAGCUGGAAGUGUUGUGCCCAGAGAUGGUGCACCUGGCGCCCGCUGGGGCCUCCCCCGCCGUGCCUGCUGAGGUCCACCCUGCCGGGGGCCCCACCGGCGCCUCGCCCUAUGAGUUCGCCCCCCCGGGGGGCGCCGUGCCCCUCUCCGUGCUGAUUCUCAGCCUGCUCGUCCUCUUCUUCUCGGCGGUCUUCAUUGCUGCGGGGCUUUUCGCCUUCGUGCUGAGGAGGCGUCGGAAGAAGCUGCCAUUCCGCAAACGCCAGGAGGGCGUGGACUUGACCGGGAUACAGAUGCAGUGCCACCGCCUUUUUGAGGAUGGCGGAGGGGGUGGAGGCAGUGGAGGGGGUGGCGGGGGUGGGGGGCGACCCAGCCACCCCUCCCCGGAAAAAGCGCCCCCCGUGGGUCACGUCUACGACUACAUCCCCCACCCCGUGACCCAAAUGUGUAACAACCCCAUUUACAAGCCCCGAGAAGAAGAGGAGGCCUCCACCGUGGUGGCAGGCCCGGAGUCUGGGGGUCCUGAAAGGGGGGGUCCAGGGACACAGCCCCCAGGAGUGGGCGAGCUCCUGGGCGGGGAGCAAUUCCCUGAGACAGCCAAGGAGAAUAACAGUAACUACCGGACCUUGCUGGAGAAGGAGAAGGAGUGGACCCUGGCAGUGUCCAGCUCCCAACUCAACACCAUAGUGACCAUGAAUCACCCUCACCCCCACCCCCACCCUCACCACCCAGCCGGAAGUGGGGUGGCGGGGGUUGUGGGAGGCACUGGGGGAGACUUGGCCGGGUUCCGGCACCACGAAAAGAAUGGAGGGGUGGUGCUUUUUCCCCCGGGGGGAGGCUGUGGUCCCGGCAGCAUUCUGCUCGAUCGAGAGAGACCCCAGCCGACCCCUUGUACGGUGGGCUUCGUGGACUGUCUCUAUGGCACAGUGCCCAAGUUAAAGGAGCUGCACGUGCACCCUCCUGGCAUGCAAUAUCCAGACUUACAGCAGGACGCCAGACUCAAAGAAAGCCUUCUGUUCUCGGCUGGAAAGGGCUUCACAGACCCCCAAACCCAAAAAAGCGAAUACCUCGAGUUAAGGGCCAAACUCCAAACCAAGCCGGAUUACCUCGAAGUCCUGGAGAAGACAACCUAUAGGUUCUAA